UCAGUGAACAAUAUUAAUCAUGAGGUCGACUCUUUCUCUCCUGGUAGCCUUGUCUCUCGUUGUUGGAGCCCAGCUGAUGCAUCACAACCAGGCAAUGACGGGAGGCAACCACGGGAACAAUUACCAAGGAACCAUGAUGAGGCCCAAUCAUAUGAGCCACCAAAGGACGGUACCGACAGGCACCGGUAACCAUAGUCCCAUCAAUUCCGGCCCGUCUGCUAUGUCUCUGUACCAAAUGGCAAUGGGUUCCGACAGAACUGCAAAUAUGGCACUGUUUAAUAUGAUGAUGAACUCCCCAAAUGCAGACACCUUGGUACCCCUAAUGAUGCUGAGCAACACCAACGGUGGCAGAAGCAACAACAACAACGACCUCCUGCGCACCAUGGCCAUCAUGAACACACUGAACCGAGGUCAGCAGGGAAAUGGUCAAGGUCAAGGCCUCGAUUCCUUGAUGAUGAUGAUGGCGUUAUCUGGAAACCAAGAGGGAAAGUCUAUGUUCCCCAUGUUGUCAGGUACCCCAAAUACAGGGGGUAGUCCUGCUGCAGAAGGGGGUAACUCCCAGGCUAUGGAUAUGUACAUGCUGAGUAGAAUGUUCUAAAGAACUCAUCCACCUCAAAGAGAUGUUUCAGUAUUUCAUCGAAAUAAAAACAUGAUAUUAUCUUAA
This is a messenger RNA of Haliotis rufescens (red abalone), 664 nucleotides long. RefSeq lists its product as uncharacterized. The record is from RefSeq and is a predicted model, not a curated record. The coding region runs from base 20 to 598 and encodes 192 amino acids. The transcript is spliced from 2 exons. Lineage: Eukaryota; Metazoa; Mollusca; Gastropoda; Lepetellida; Haliotidae.